GAUAAGACUCUUUUGUUUUCUUUUACCAGCUCAGAACAGAGAGAGCCACUGCAUGUUCUUCUCUUCAAGCUCACUUUCUCCUUAAACCCAUUAAAACUAAAUGUCUCUCGAAUGAAAAAUAAAUCAAUUCAUUUUCCCAAAUUCCCGGUCACAAAGUAACGUUUUAAAUUGAGAUGAAGUUGAAUAACCAGAAAGAUUCAUCAGAGAGGCUAACGUUGGAUCGGAUCCUACCCGGUUCCAGUUCACCGACCCGACCCGGAUCCAAACUCAUGGUCUUGCUCCUCCUCGUCUCAGCAACUUACGUCGUCUACACACUAAAGCUCAUCUCCAGCUCACGUGCCUGUCACGUGGAGCCUUUCUCCGCCGCAGUCGUUCGCCGCUUGAACGACAUUGUGAACUCAUCUCAGCCGUUCAUCCUCCUCCAGUCUAACCAAACAGCCGUAAUCGAAUCUCACAACUCCUCACCACCCCCACCUCCUCCUCCUCCCCCGGAAACCGACCUCCGCCACGUGGUUUUCGGAAUCGCGGCGUCGGCGAGGCUAUGGAAACAGAGGAAAGAGUACAUCAAGCUCUGGUACAAACCGAAUCAAAUGCGCGGUUACGUCUGGUUAGAGAAACCGGUUAAGAAACUCGACCAAGAAGAAGAAAACGAAACCAACAACAACAACCUCCCGCCUGUUAAAAUCUCCGCCGACACUUCCAAGUUCCCUUACAAAAACAAACAGGGACACAGAUCGGCGAUUCGAAUCUCGCGGAUCGUGACGGAGACGCUCAGGCUAGGACUCGAGGACGCGAGGUGGUUCGUGAUGGGAGACGACGACACGGUCUUCGUCGCCGAGAAUCUCAUCAGAGUUCUGAGGAAGUACGAUCACAGUCAGAUGUAUUACAUCGGGAGCUUAUCGGAGAGCCAUCUUCAGAACAUCUACUUCUCGUACGGGAUGGCUUACGGCGGCGGGGGAUUCGCCGUGAGUUAUCCGUUGGCGGUGGCGCUGAGCAAAAUGCAGGAUCGCUGCAUAAAGAGGUAUCCGGCGUUGUACGGUUCGGAUGAUCGGAUGCAAGCGUGCAUGGCUGAACUCGGUGUUCCACUCACUAAAGAACUCGGUUUUCACCAGUACGAUGUGUAUGGCAAUCUAUUCGGUCUACUAGCGGCGCACCCGGUGGCUCCAUUGGUAACACUUCACCAUCUUGACGUGGUAGAACCAAUAUUUCCAAACAUGACUCGUGUAGAUGCCUUGAAGCGUCUACAAGUGCCAGCUAUGCUAGACUCUGCCGGUCUUAUGCAACAGUCCAUAUGCUACGACAAACGUCGGAAGUGGACCGUUUCAGUCUCUUGGGGAUACGCGGUUCAGAUCUUUCGCGGAAUCUUUUCCGCUCGAGAGAUGGAAAUGCCUUCAAGAACCUUCUUAAAUUGGUAUCGGCGGGCGGAUUACACGGCGUACGCUUUUAAUACACGACCGGUGAGUCGUCAUCCAUGCCAGAAACCGUUUGUGUUCUAUAUGGCAACGACGGGAGUUCAUCCCAUGACAAAUAUGACGGUGAGCCGUUACGAAAGUCACCGUGUGGCUCAACCCGAGUGUCGAUGGAAGAUGGCUAAUCCCGGUGAUCUUAGAACCGUCAUUGUUUACAAGAAACCGGACCCUCGCCUUUGGGACAGAUCUCCGAGAAGAAAUUGUUGCAGGGUGAAAUCAAAGAAGAAUAAUACUUUAGAGAUCAGUGUUGCAGUUUGCAAGGAAGGUGAAGUGGUUGAAGUUAUGUAAUAAUUUUCAUGUUUAUAUAACUUAAUUCUGCUCUGAUUCAAUUAUACAGAUUAGUAGAUUACCUAUUUAAAACUGUUGGAAUAUUUUGAAAAGUUAGUUAAAUAAUUGUCAAAA
Raphanus sativus (radish) is the source of this 1871-nucleotide messenger RNA. RefSeq lists its product as uncharacterized. The transcript is spliced from 4 exons. NCBI's taxonomy places the organism in Eukaryota, Viridiplantae, Streptophyta, Magnoliopsida, Brassicales, Brassicaceae. Gene Ontology annotation, molecular function: acetylglucosaminyltransferase activity. The record is from RefSeq and is a predicted model, not a curated record. Bases 174 to 1757 code for a protein of 527 amino acids.